AUGGACAUAACUCGCUUGCCUGACGAUAUCCUUGAUCCCGCACUCAAAACUGCAGCAGAGACGCUCAUUCAGUGUCUCCACACAAUGCCAGAAUUGCGGGGAGCUAAGGUUGCAAUUAUCGGUGGGAUGGCAGUUAAACAUCAUUUGGAAGGCCGCCGGCGAACCUAUGUGAGUGGACUGAAGAACCAGAUCUACCAACUCGUGCUGACGAGAGCAUGCAUCCUGGUGCAGGAUGUGGAUGUUCUGCUUUUCAGACCUGACCGUCCCAUUGACUACCAAUUGAUGCGCAAGGAGCUGGUCUCCCGGUUCUCAGGUUUGUUCAAGGAGCGCGCAGGGCCUCUGUUUUUCAAGUACAAACAUACGGUCGAGCUUAAGAAGAAGCGGAAGGCCAAACGUUCGUACUUUGUGCAGGUGGACAUUAUUCCCGACUAUUUGCCACCGUACCUGCCUGCGCAGGCAAUAACGCUGGAAGACGUGGACAUAGGCCAUCUGCCUUUUGUCAACCCGCUGGACCUUCUUUCCUACAAGGUCCACUGCUCAAGCCUGCGUCCCUGUCUCAGAAAACGAACACAGGACGCCAAGGACGCGGUGAAGCUCUGGCAAGCUUAUUACGGCGAAGAGUAUGUUCCGCUGAGCAAAGGACAGAGAGACGCCAUCGCUUCGGGGGUGGAUCUGAUGGCGGAAUUUUCCAGGAAUUGCCGCUGGAGGAAGUGGAGGCUGAGACAAUGGGUGAAUCUGUGA
Molecule: messenger RNA, 741 nt
Organism: Aspergillus viridinutans
Lineage: Eukaryota; Fungi; Ascomycota; Eurotiomycetes; Eurotiales; Aspergillaceae
Exons: 2
Coding region: 1-741 (246 amino acids)
Source: RefSeq, a predicted model, not a curated record